This is a messenger RNA of Serendipita indica DSM 11827, 1191 nucleotides long. NCBI's taxonomy places the organism in Eukaryota, Fungi, Basidiomycota, Agaricomycetes, Sebacinales, Serendipitaceae. The record is from the annotation of a GenBank genome assembly.
AUGAUCGUAGCUCCAGGCCAUUUGGAGGCGCGGGACGCCAUCCGACAUAUUGAGGCCAGACAAGGACGAGGACCACCAACGCCAGUAGCGCCAGCAGAUCCACCAGAAGAUGAUGGAGACAUUAUUUCCAUGAUCCUCUCGGGGAUUUUUGGUGGAAUUGACGACGAGCCGACGACAACAUCGACCAGAUCCUCGACGCGGUCAACAAGCACACGCUCCACGAGUACGACGACGAGCAGCACACGCUCAACAAGCACGUCUACGUCGACUCGUACAACCGCAGAGGUCGUGACCACGCCGCCGCCAGUGGUUGCUACUCCAACCCCAUCGUCGAGCUCGGCGCGCUCAACGACGAUAAUCACCCAAACUGCGAACAAUGCAAACAAUACGGCUAACGAUACAUCUAAGAACAACAGCGGUUUACCCAGCGUCGUGAUUGGAGUCAUUGUAGCCGCCGCCGUCAUCUUUGGCCUCAUCUUUAUUGCCCUCAUUGCUCGCAAGAUUUUCCAAGCCAAACGACGUCGUAGACGCGCUACCUGGGCUGAGAAUGGUGGGGUCUCGCCUUUCCAAGAUCCGCUAGUGCGUGAAAAGGCGCUGCCACCACCCCCACCGCCCGAGACGCAAGACUACACGGGUUACCCAGCGUAUCCUCCAGCAGCAGUCACCUUUGCGAACCAACCCGCACCUUAUUCCCCCGCAGCCGCAUCGUCUGCUGGAUACCCCGCGCCCUAUCCAUUUGGCGGCACAGGCAACGUCGCGCAACCAAAUGGAGUAAUAGGCACAACUACAACGGCUUCCAUGUUCCAAUCCUCGUCGGCCUAUUCACCCGCCGACCUUGCCGGACCCGUUGUCAUCCAACAAACCCCACCGACACCGAUCGCCGGCUCCACCACCGUGCCCGCCGCAAGCGCACAAUUGUCCGUCGUGAAGCGGACGUUUAUCCCAUCUCUACCAGACGAGCUUUCUAUCGCCAAUGGCGAGCAAGUCCGCGUGUUGUCGUUGUACGACGAUGGAUGGGCAUUGUGUGAAAAGGUGGCUACGGGCGAGAAGGGUGUCGUCCCACAGGAGUGCCUAGAGUCGGCUCAAUCCGCUGUGUCCAACACCCCUGCCCAGCAACUCGCUGGAAGCGAGGAAUCUGCUCGUCUAAACAGAAACAGCAGCCUCCGACGCGGACAGGAACAAACCUACUAA